AUGGAUCAUGAACAAUUAAAAGCAAAACUCGAACUAAGGGAAAACCAGCUAAGAGAAAUGGCUUCACAUUUAGCUGAACAAAUGCACUCAAUAAACGUAAAAAGGAGCUAUAUUUCAGAAAUGCAGACAAAUAUACAGAGAUUAGAAAAGAAAUUGAAUAAAAAAAAUAAACAAUUGGAACAGGAAUUAAAAGAUAAAGAAAUUAUUAUUGCGAGGAUUAAAGGGCUGGAGGAAAUAGCAGAUAUUUCAAAGGAUGCAGCGUAUUAUAAAAGAUCCAAAAUUCUUACAAAAGAAGAAAAAGAUGACACUGCAGAUUAUUUGGAAUAUUAUGCUAAAUUAAGAGACUCCUUGGAAGCUAAAGAAAGUUUUGAUGAUAGAAUCAAAGAUUUAGUCGAAUCUGGGGUUGUUGUUAAAAAAGAAGAAUUGGCGAAUGAAAAAGAAAAUGGUCGGACAGCUUAA
Molecule: messenger RNA, 459 nt
Organism: Blepharisma stoltei
Lineage: Eukaryota; Ciliophora; Heterotrichea; Heterotrichida; Blepharismidae
Source: the annotation of a GenBank genome assembly